CAAAAGUUGUGCAUGUGAAUCUUCUGCAGAGGACACCAUGGCCUCCACCCACUCUGUGCGCAGCUACUCCCUUCGCCAGCCCUCCUUCUCCAGCACGUCUGUGAGGGACAGCGGACGCAGCGUCCGCUCCAAGCCUUCCGUCUCUCCUCUGUCCCGCUCCGUCUCGAUGGGAAACGGCCUCAACAUGCUGGGCUCCAGCCUCAACUUCAACGGCCUCGGUGUCAGCACCUGCGACAAGGAGACCAUGCAGUGCCUGAACGACCGGCUGGCCACCUACCUGGACAAGGUGCGCUCGCUGGAGAGGUCCAACGCCGAGCUGGAGGUGAAGAUCAAACAGAUCAUGAUGGAGAAGGUUCCAAAAGGUCACGACAUCGAGGGGAUGAUGGCCCAGGCGCAUGUCAUCGGGCAGCAGGUGAGAAAGAAGUCUCUGGAGAACGCUCGGAUCAUGCUGGAGAUUGAUAACGCCAAGCUGGCAGCCGAUGACUUCAGGGUCAAGUGGGAGGCGGAGGCCUGCCUGUGCCAGUCGGUGGAGAGGGACUGUCAGGCUCUGCGGAGAGCGAAGUCCGACCACGACCAGAUCAUCGCCACGCUGCGGGGGGACCUGGACAGCCUGAAGGAGGAGCUCUACUUCCUCAAGAAGAAUCACGACGAGGAGCUGAGCUCCCUCAAGGGCCGUCUGACCAACGAGCAGGUGAACGUGGAGGUGGACGCUGCCCAGAGUCCCGAUCUGGGGGCCACACUGGCCGAGCUGAGGGUCCAGUAUGAGGGCAUCACCCGUAAGAACAAGGAGGAGGCUGACACCUGGUACCUCAAGAAGUUGGACGCGGUGCAGUCGGAGGUCCGAGAAAGCAACGAGGCUUUGCGUUCUGCCCAAACUGAGCUCAGCGAGAGACGACGCUUCCUGCAGGCGCUGGAGGUCGAGCUCGGGAGCCUCCGCAAACAGGUCAGCGUGUUGGAGGGAAACCUGGGGGAAACUGGACACAAGUACUCGGUGGAGAUGGACCGUCUCCAGGCCACACUGACCCAUCUGGAGGACGAGCUGUCUCAGCUGCGUCUGGACAUGCAACGCAACAAAACCGACUACGAGCAGCUGCUGCGCAUCAAACAGAACCUGGAGAUGGAGAUCGCCACCUACAGGAGGCUGCUGGAAGGAGAGGAAAUGGUGAAGGAAAUACCUCCACCUCCUAAAAAAGACCCUGAGAUAAGGACCAGGAAGAUUGUAAAAGUCGUCACUCAGACCAUGAUUAAUGGGAAAGUGGUGGACGAGUCCAGCGAGGUGGAGCAGAUUGAAGAACUUAAAAAAUGAACCACAGCUUGAGAGGAGAAGGAGCCGUAAACGUGCUGAUGCCUUUCAGCUACAACUCACAGUCAAAACUAGUGUGAAGACUUUUGUCCUUUUUAUGUCUAACUAAAGAUUUUAAGGUCAAGAAUGAGCAACUGCAUCUUAUUUAAAGGAAUAGUUUGUCAUUUUAGGAAACAAGCCUUUUAGCCUUCCUGCCAAGAGUUAGAUGAAAAGGUUAAUAGUACUGAUCUAAUAGUACUGAUCUUGUCAGGCAAGUGAAUCUAAGUUUUUCCCAAAAAUGACAAAAAGCUAUUUCUUUUUACCUUUAGUACUAACAGGAGAAUUCUGGAAAGUUACAAUAAUCAUAGUUAAUAAUAUUAUUUGAAAAUUGUCAGUACUGUAAACAAAUGUUUCUAGACAAUGUCUUUUCUUGCGACAGUAUCAACUGUAUUUGUUUGACUGUAAGAAAUAUUACGUGCGAAUUGUGACCUAGUUCUAUUGUAGUAAUAAGCAAAUCAACCAAAGCCGAUGUACAGUGUCAAU
Platichthys flesus (European flounder) is the source of this 1825-nucleotide messenger RNA. RefSeq names its product keratin, type I cytoskeletal 18-like. The transcript is spliced from 8 exons. Gene Ontology annotation, molecular function: structural molecule activity. The coding region runs from base 38 to 1306 and encodes 422 amino acids. Lineage: Eukaryota; Metazoa; Chordata; Actinopteri; Pleuronectiformes; Pleuronectidae. The record is from RefSeq and is a predicted model, not a curated record.